AUGUUGACGCCAACAUUGUGUGUGGCCAACUGGGAUAUUCCACCGGGCAAGCAACUUCAGGAACCCGAUGGGGCUACAGCAAGAAACCGAACAACCUACCAAGGUGGAUAUUGUCCCAUUUUUAGAUAUGCUGGAGUCAAGUGCAAUCCAGGUGUUCGGUUUACUAGAAAUGGUUCACCAACUACCAGCCCCAAUGGCUACUUACAAGUGUAUGACAGUUCAACUAAACGAUGGGGUCCCGUUUGUGGUGGUUCUGCCUGGGGCAACAGACAGCGAACAGAUGCCUGCCAACAAGCUGGGUUUGGCCCUACAUAUCCUGUUAAAGGAACGCUUUUAAAAGGAAUGGUUGCAAGCGCGUAUCAAACCAGUGCCUACUGUGUUAGCAGCACAAAGAAAAAUACCGACUGCAAUCAGGGCGUUCAGUGGGGAGCAUCUACCUGCACAAAGAGCACUGACAAUUUGUACAUCAGCUGUCAGAAACCAAUCCGUCUUGUUGGUCGCAAUCAAUAUGAAGGCCGAGUGGAGGUAUUCAAUGGAGGUGUAUGGGGCACAGUGUGUGACACGACUUGGGAUGACAAUGAUGCGCAAGUUGUGUGCAAGCAGCUGGGGUACAACUACGGUGGUACAGCAUAUGGUAGUGCGCGCUAUGGUCGAGGUCGCGGUCCCGUCUGGCUUGACACCGUGAACUGCUAUGGCAGUGAAAACGCUAUCACAGACUGCAAGCACACUCCGUUGGCUAGAGAGUCAUCGUACAGAGUGAUCAGACACCCGGAGCCCACUAUUGCAAGAUCAAGUCAACGAUGA
Corticium candelabrum is the source of this 804-nucleotide messenger RNA. RefSeq names its product neurotrypsin-like. Lineage: Eukaryota; Metazoa; Porifera; Homoscleromorpha; Homosclerophorida; Plakinidae. The transcript is spliced from 5 exons. The record is from RefSeq and is a predicted model, not a curated record. The coding region runs from base 1 to 804 and encodes 267 amino acids. Gene Ontology annotation, cellular component: membrane.